AUGGGCGGCCCGGCACGGCCGGCACAUCCGGCGCGUCCAGCGCACGGCUCCGCGCCUCUUGCCGCCGCCGCCGAGGACGACGCGGCGACAAGCUCCAAGGGAAGCAGCAGCCCCAACGACGCCCUCCGCCCGACCGCCGUGCCACCCUCGUGGGACGACUCGGCGGUGGCGGGAAGCACGGCGGCGGCGGGCAGUGCGAGCGCGCGGCGGACACCGUCCUCGACGCCUCAACUUCAGUGGCCGCGCGAAGGCGCCGUCGGCUAUGAGGGCGAGGGCGUGACGCGCGGCGGCGCGAGCGACGGCCCGCCACGGCUGCUCGGCGGCCAGGCGGCGGGAGAGGCACUCGACGGCGGGCUCUGCUCCGAGCCGCGGCGCGACCUUCUCGAGCAGCGCCCGCCGCCGGGAGAGGGAAUGGCUGACUCCGAGACGCGGCGCACAGCCAUCUGCGCUGAGCUGCGGCGCGUGAUGGCGGAGAGCGAGAAUGCGACGCUGACCAAGGGAGAGGGCGCCGUCACAUACCGCCUCCCCUUCACGGGCAGCUCGGAGCGGCUGAACCAGCUGCUCGUCAACCUCAUGCUCUCGUUUACGACCUGCAGAGGGGCCGACGGCUCGAGCGGAGGGGCGGGCGAGAGGGACCGACCGAUGCGGAGCUCUGGCGCGUACAACGUGAUCCGGAUGCUAGCCUUCCAGAACCCGGCCUUCUUUCGCCUGGGUGCGGGGAGCGGCGCCGUCUGCUCGUCGGAGUCGAAGCUCUGGCUCACGUUCGAGUACGGAUGGGAGGCGGGCUGGCCAAAGGAGCGGAAGCGCCUCUCACCAAACGCGGCCGACAAGAAGAGCCUGCUCGUGUGCCUGCAGCGCAUCCUGAGCAACGCCGACUCGCUCGCCGGCGCCACAUCGGACUCGCCGCUCGCCCUCCUCCAGACGCGCCGGCUGAUGCCCGCCGGCGCCGUCGGGCCCGCAACCACGCCCGACGACCUGGCUCGCGCGACGUGCGCGUCCGAGCUUGCGCCCCUGCUGUGCCGCGUCCCGCCGGGGACGCAGUUCGCGACGCGUGGCGCGGUCAGGGCGGCGCUCGCACGCAUUGCCAGGCCGGGGCUCGCGCAGCUGCGGCCGCUGCUGGAGGUGCCGCUCUACUUCAGCGAGCUCGCGCUCGAGGCGUGCGUCUUGCCGAGGCUGCUCAGCGAGGUGGAGGGGCUGACGAGCGGCGAGUGCGGCGAGGCCCUGGCCCACAUCGCGACGGGCGACGGCUCGCCUGGCGAGGCCACCGCCCCGCCGCAGCCCGAGGCCGCACGGCCCCUCGUCGCCGCCAUCCUCGACCUGGCGGGCGCGUGCCGCAGCGCCGUCACGGCGAUCGCCGACACGCGCAGGAACGCCGCGGCGGUCACGUGCGGCACGGCGGUGGGGCUCUGCCGCGUCGCGCUGCUGCGCCGCGCGCGAGCCGGCCUGUCUGGUGCGUCGGCGGGGGCGGAGGAGGAGGGGGAGGCGGAGGAGGAGGAGGGGGAGGAGGAGGAGGGGGAGGAGGGGGAGGGGGAGGGGGGGCCGUGCAAGCGGCAGGCGCUGUCCUUCCAGCCGAGCCCGGCGGAGUCGUCGGAGCACGUCGCUCGGCUCGACGCAGCACCGUCGCAUCCGGCCCGGGCGCCGUCGCCCGGCGGGGAGGGGCGGGGAGGCGCGGCCGAGGAGCAGGAGCAGGGGCGGGCGGGCGGGGCGGGGUCGGGCGAGGGGCAGCUGGACUUCUCCGACUUCGCCUUCCAGCCGAGGCAGGCGGCGUCGCCACAGCACGUCGCUCGGCUCGUCGCAGCGCCGCCGACACCGGCCCGGGCGCCGUCGCCCGGCGGAGAGGGGCGGGGAGGCGCGGCCGAGGAGCAGGAGCAGAGGCGGGCGGGCGGGGCGGGGUCGGGCGAGGGGCAGCUGGACUUCUCCGACUUCACCUUCCAGCCGAGGCAGGCGGCGUCGCCAGAGCACGUCGCUCGGCUCGUCGCAGCGCCGCCGACACUGGCCCGGGCGCCGCCGCCCGGCGGGGAGGGGCGGCGAGGCGAGGCCGAGGAGCCAGAGCAGCGGCGGGCGGGCGGGGCGGGGUCGGGCGAGGGGCAGCAGCCGCGCGCGCGGCUGGACUUCUCCGACUUCACCUUCCAGCCGAGGCAGGCGGCGUCGCCACAGCACGUCGCUCGGCUCGUCGCAGCGCCGCCGACACCGGCCCGGGCGCCGUCGCCCGGCGGAGAGGGGCGGCGAGGCGAGGCCGAGGAGCCAGAGCAGCGGCGGGCGGGCGGGGCGGGGUCGGGCGAGGGGCAGCAGCAGCGCAAGCGGAACGUGAUCGCCGAGUUUGCGUACCAGUCGAGCCAGGCGCCGCCGCGGGGGGCCGUCCCUCGGCUAGGCGCGGUGCCGCCGGGCCGGGUGCAGGCGUCGGGCGGGGAGGGGCGGCGGCCGGCAGUAGAGGCGGAGGGGAGGCCGGCUGGCACGCCGGGCGUCGAGGAUAUUCCCGGCGCGUUUGGCGGCGCCUCGACGCCCUCGCCGCUCCUCGGCGAAGAGCCCACACCUGCGGGCGGAGGGGCGCGCACGUUCGGGCGCUGGGGCGUCCGGGAGCACGGCCCGGUGCGCCCGCGGGCGACGGCGGUGCCGGGCGGGGCGGAGGGGCGGCCGGCUGGCGCGGCGGUGCGGGGCGGGCGUGGCCGCGGGCGGGACCGUGCGGCGGGCGGCGGCGUCGACGUCGACGCCCCCCUCACGCCCGAGCGGGCCGGCUGGUGGGCCUGCGCCAUCGCGGCCGCCGAGGCCGUGCUUGCCGCGGAUGAGGAGCGCUUGCGCAUCGCCGAGGCUGUCGAGGAGCGGGCGGCGUCAGCGAGCGCGAGGGCGGCGGAGGGGCUCGCGGUUGCGGACGCGAAAGCGAGGCGGGACGCGGCGAAGAACGAGCGCGACUUUUUUGAGCAGAUGCUCCGGCUGUGCGGCGGGAGGCGGGAGGCGGGCGGCGCCGAGGCGAUGGAGGUGGACGACGCGCUGGCCCAGCUCGCGGCGAGCGGGGAGGGGGCGGAGGGCGCGGGCGGCGAGGCGGGAGGAGGAGGAGGAGGCGAGCCUGGCGGCGGGCGGCGGCGGGAGGCGAGCGUGGUGGCGGGCCGAGGCGAGGAGACGAGAGGGCGCGGCAGCGUCACCGAGGAGACGCUCGCGAGGCGCGCCCUCGAGGCGCCCACGCCAGCCGGCCAGCUGGCGGCGCUCGCGACGCCCGACGUGCGGCGGCAUGCGCCUCUCGACCACCGUCGGGUCCUUGAAUCUGCUCGUGGCGCGCUCAUCGCCGCCUCGGCGGGGGCGAUGUGCGACGCGGCGGUGGCGCUGCUCCUGCUGAGAGGCGGUGCGGCGGAGGAUGCCGCCGUCGCUGCGGGGAUGCGGCGUGAGGCCGCCGCCGGGCUGGCGGCCCUCCUCGCGCUCGAUGUCGACGCGCUCGGCGACGGCGGUGACCUGCGCGGGCGCGUCGAGGGCGAGCUCGAGCGGCGCGAUGGUGUGUGGAGGCGGGCGUGCGAGCUGCACCUGCGAGAGCCGCUCAGGGUGGCGCGCAGCCUGAGCAAGCGAGAGGCUCGCGAUUUGCUAGCGGCGGGGCUCGACGCCGCGGCGGCUGGGGCUGUCUCGGACGCUGCAGCUGCGGUGGCAGCCUCUAUGCGCGCGCUCGACCCCGGCACACGCAUCUCGCGCGCCCUCCGUGAGGCGCUCUGGGAUGCAGUUCGAGUAGCAGGGCCGCCGCCCCCCGCGGCAGCCGAGGGCUGGUCCGACGUCGAUGUCGAGGACAGCGUGCGCGCGGCCGUCAAUCAGCCCGCGGCCGCGCUGCACGCGGCCGUGCUCGAGCAGCUCGCGCCGCACGGGCCGCCGGGGAAGGGCCUCAGCCUGUUGCACGAGAACCUUCUCCGCCUCGGCGCGAUGGAGGCGAGUCAGACGGCCAUCGAGCGCUGGAAGGAGUACGGAGGGAUCGAGCGGGUGUUCGCGACCAGCGAUUACCUGCGGCGCUUCCAGGGCAACGCCGGGGGGAAUGAGGCGCUGCGCCUCUUCUGUUACGGAGGGGAGGAGUGGGCGACGGUGCUGCGCCGCGCCGGCGUGUGCGUCGGCAGCCGCGACUCCCUCGACUUGUCGCCCGCCGAAGCCUUCGAGCAUGUACAGCUCGCGCUCCUUUUCUCCCACGGCAACCAUGCCGCCGUCGGAUGGGCCGAGAGGACGUUCCACGACGAGCAGCGCCACCUCAUGCGCGGGACGGGUCUCGGGCGUGGGGCGAUGGGCGCCGGGUUCUCGCGCACCGGCAACUACUCGCAUGGCCGCCUCACCCGCGAGCUGCGGGGCUGCUGCUCCGCCGCGCACGCGCUGGUGCUGGCCCGCGCGCGGGGCGCGCCGCUGCCGUCCGUCGAAGAGGCCGAGGCCCGCCUCUCCGCGGAGAGCACUGCCGACGACGCCGCCCGCUGGAUGGCGGCCGGCGGCGCCUCGCUGCUGUGCUCCGAGGAGGGAGUUAGGAUGUUGCGCAGCUCGCUCCUCGACUCCCUUCCCCCCGUCGUCGAUGAGCCGCCUGCGAGGCGGUGGCUCUGCGACGUGAUGGAGCCGAGAUUGCGCUACAAGUCCGACUACUACAACGCGCUGAUCUCGGUGUCCAACGCCUCGCGCAGCGCGCAGCCGACGGGCGUUGUCGGCGCCGCCCGCAUCUCCUUCUCCUCUCUCACGGCACUCGGCUACCACGUCGCGCCUCAGUGCGUCGCGUCGCACUACGCCGCGCGCGUCGCCAUCCUCUCGCCGGGCCGCACGGGCACAAUCUCCGUGCUCUCUGCGCUCUAUGGGCGAGAUGAGUGGGUCGUCGCGCCAUUCGACGCGCCGGAGCGGAUGCACGGGUCGGAAGUGCCCGCGGACUGGUCCGCCGUCGUGUUGCUCACGCCGCCGCUGCAGCGCGCUCGCAGCGCCCUGACCAAAUUGUGGUCGGUGAGGGCGAAGCUGAGUUGGGCGUGGAUGGUCGAGGCGCUCGGCGGCGCGGCCUCCUUUGUCUCGCCUGCUGCACUGCUCGACGCGCUGGUGCGACACAAGGCUGAGGCAGGCACGUGGGCGUUGCUGCGGCCGCAGCAGCAUUACCUGGACGCGGCGCGCCGGCACGCGCGGCGCGUGCGCACCGUGGUGCUGCGCCGCGAGCACGGCGCCGACUUUGGCGGCGACCUCCAGCAGGCGCUCCUCCAGCUUGGCGUCGAGGGGCUCGAGCAUGGCACCUUUGCCCGGAAGCACGCGAGUGAGCAGAGCGCAAAGAGCGAUGUGAGCGAUGUCCGUGACGCUGACUUCGAUCAGUUCCUGGCGGUGUACUGGCCUGAAGACGAAUGCUUGUGUAUGUGA
This is a messenger RNA of Emiliania huxleyi CCMP1516, 5334 nucleotides long. RefSeq lists its product as hypothetical. The transcript is spliced from 7 exons. Bases 1 to 5334 code for a protein of 1777 amino acids. Lineage: Eukaryota; Haptophyta; Isochrysidales; Noelaerhabdaceae. The record is from RefSeq and is a predicted model, not a curated record.